Messenger RNA from Episyrphus balteatus (marmalade hoverfly), 4317 nucleotides. RefSeq lists its product as uncharacterized. The transcript has 4 exons. Gene Ontology annotation, molecular function: DNA helicase activity. The coding region runs from base 1 to 4317 and encodes 1438 amino acids. Gene Ontology annotation, biological process: DNA repair; telomere maintenance. NCBI's taxonomy places the organism in Eukaryota, Metazoa, Arthropoda, Insecta, Diptera, Syrphidae. The record is from RefSeq and is a predicted model, not a curated record.
AUGCCACGUCCCCAACGAAGCAACAUUGGUCGCCGUUCAAAUAGACUAACAAGAGAAAACCUUAAUAGGCACAAUGAAAGUAAUGAACAGCGUAAUUUACGAAAUGAAAUUAAUCGUGAACAGAUGGAUCGUUCGCGUUCGGUUCUUUCGACUCCGCAAGGUAUUGUUCAGAGAAGGCCUAGAGAACGGCCACUCAAUUUAGAAAACGUUGCAUUUACAUAUGAUCGCACUGUCGAUUAUAGUGCCCAUAAGGAUGUUGUAAUCGGGGCAAUGGACGUUUCAUGUCCCAGUUGCCACGCUCUAAAAUUUAAAAAAGAAACCGUGGGCAUGUGCUGCUUACGUGGUAAAGUUAAACUACCAGAAUUAAGAGCUCCACCCGAGCCCUUAAAUUCAUUACUUAAAGGAGCACAUCCCUUUUCCAACCAAUUCUUAGUGAACAUACGAUAUUACAACUCAUGUUUUCAAAUGACUUCGUUCGGGGCUACAAAAAUUGUUGAAGAAGAAAAUUUUAUGCCCACAUUUAAGAUUCAGGGGCAGAUUUAUCAUCGCCAUGGUUCGCUUUUGCCCUAUCCAGAUUCUGAGUUUCAAUUCCUUCAAAUAUAUUUUAUUGGAGAUUUUAAUGAACAAGUUGAUCAACGAUGUGCGAUUACAACUCAAACGAGAAGACAAAUAAUUGCAGAUCUCCAAGAAAUGUUCCAUAUGCAUAAUGAAUUGAUUCACCUUUUUAAGGUUGCACUUGAUCAUAUGCGUACAGAUGAUCACAAAAUUGUUAUUUAUGCGGACAAAAGACCUGCUGGCGAACACGCCAGAAGAUAUAAUGCUCCAACAAUGGAUGAUGUGGCUAUUGUUAUAGUUGGUGAUCAAUUUCAACCACGUGACAUUGUUCUUCAUCGCCGAAUUAGAGGACUGAAAUAUAUAUCAGAAAUGCACCGUUCAUAUGAUGCUUUACAAUAUCCGAUACUUUUUCCAUAUGGUGAUUUAAAUUAUAAAAUGCUAAAUCUUGAAACUGGUUUAGAAGGAAAUAAAAAAAUUAGCUCCAUGCAUUUUUAUUCAUAUCGAUUGAUGCUUCGGCCAAAUGAAGAAAAUUUUAUUGUUAAAUGUCGACAUCUUUUUCAUCAAUACGUAGUCGAUAUGUAUGCGAAAAUUGAAACGGAACGUUUAAAUUACCUCAGAUUUAAUCAGCAAAAAUUGCGCCGUGAAGAAUAUAUUCAUUUACGUGAUGCUGUCCACAAUGAUGGAAAUUUAAAUGAUAUUGGCCAAUUAGUUAUUUUGCCAUCAUCACACAUCGGUAGCCCACGUCACAUGCAUGAAUACGCCCAGGAUGGUAUGACUUAUGUACGACGUGAUGGUCGGCCAGAUUUAUUUAUAACAUAUACUUGCAAUCCGCAAUGGAAAGAAAUAAGAGACCAUUUGCUUUUAGGGCAAAGACCGAUUGAUCGACAUGAUAUAACAGCGCGUGUGUUUAGACAAAAGCUAAGAUCGUUAAUGGAUUUUAUUGUGAAACAUAAAGUUUUUGGUGGUGUUCGUUGCUGGAUGUACUCUAUUGAAUGGCAAAAGAGAGGUUUGCCUCAUGCCCAUAUUUUGAUAUGGUUUGUCACAAAAAUCACAACAGAUCAAAUUGAUAUUGUUGUAUCUGCUGAAAUUCCGGAUAAAACCCUUGACCCUGAAUUGUUUGAAAUUGUGACUAAGAACAUGAUCCAUGGACCAUGUGGCGUUUUAAACCCUCAAUCACAGUGUAUGAUUGAUGGCAAUUGUUCUAAGCGAUUUCCUAAAGAAUUGGUUCAACAAACAAUCACUGGUCAUGACGGUUAUCCAUUAUAUCGUCGUCGCGCAAUAAAUGACAGUGGACAAUCAUUUCGUUUGAGAGUUAAUAAUCAAGAAAUCGAAAUUGAUAAUCGUUGGAUUGUACCAUAUUCGCCUCUGUUGUCUAAAACAUUUAAGGCGCAUAUAAAUGUUGAAAUUUGUAAUUCUGUAAAAUCUAUAAAAUAUAUUUGUAAAUAUAUAAACAAGGGGAGCGAUAUGGCCGUUUUUGGUGUUCCAAAUCAGAACAAAAAUGAUGAAAUUGAUCAAUAUCAAAUGGGCAGAUAUAUUAGUAGUAAUGAAGCAGUAUGGCAUAUUUUUUCAUUUCCGAUUCAUGAUAGGUAUCCAACUGUUCUUCAUUUGUCUGUCCAUCUUGAAAAUGGGCAACGAGUCUAUUACACUCCUGAAAAUGCGGAAGUAAGAGCAGAAAGCCCACCGGAAACAACAUUAACCGCAUUUUUUAAUUUAAGUUCAUCUGAUCAAUUUGCAAGAACAUUAUUAUAUUCAGAGGUUCCUCAAUAUUAUACCUGGCAAGCAUCAAAUAAAAAUUUUCAAAAACGUAAACAAGGAAAUCGAGUUGAUGGUCACAUUGAUAUAUUUCAAACGGAUGCUAUUGGCCGCAUUUAUACGGUCCAUCCAAAUACUGAGGAAUGUUAUUUUUUGCGUUUACUAUUAAUAAAUGUUCGUGGGCCAACAUCUUUUGCAGAUUUACGAACAGUUGAUGGGUAUUUAUGUCCUACAUAUCGUGAAGCAUGCCGGCGUUUAAAUUUACUGGAAGAUGACCAACAUUGGAAUAAUACAUUACAAGAUGCUGCUCUUGCGGCAAAUCCAUAUCAAAUGCGUACUUUAUUUGCAAUUAUAAUAUCUGCAUGUAGUCCGUCGAAUCCACGAGAGCUAUGGGCAAAUCAUUGUGAUCAUUUGUCAGAAGAUAUUUUACAUACAGUUCGUCGUCUAAGAAUGAAUCCACAAUUGGAUUUUACACCAGAAAUUCAUAACGAAGCAUUAAUUAUGAUUGAAGAUUUGUGUUUAGCAAUGUCAAAUAAACUUCUAUCACAAGUAGGUAUGAUUUCACCUGAUCGUGCAAUGCAUGGCACUUUCAAUUUGGAUUUAGAUCGUGAACGAAAUUAUGAUGCAAAUACAUUAGAUCAAUAUGUUCAAAGAAAUGUUCCAUUAUUGAAUGAAAAACAAAAGGAAGCUUACUUUAAAAUCAUGGACGAAGUUAGUGCUGGAAAUGGUGGAUUUUAUUUUUUGGAUGCUCCUGGUGGAACCGGUAAAACAUUUUUACUAUCAUUGUUUUUGGCUGCUGUGAGAAUGAACAAAGACAUAGCGUUAGCGCUUGCAUCGUCUGGAAUUGCAGCAACAUUAUUGGAUGGUGGUCGAACAGCUCAUUCGGCUCUAAAAUUGCCUUUAAAUGUUCAUAUUUUGGAAUUGCCAACAUGUAACAUUUCAAAGAGAUCCGGAAUGGCAAAAGUAUUGCAGCAGUGUAAACUUAUUAUCUGGGACGAAUGUACCAUGGCGCACAAAAAAUCUUUAGAAGCAUUCAAUCGUACAUUACAAGAUUUGAGAGGUAAUAAUCGUCUUUUUGGUGGUGCAUUGGUGUUAUUUGCUGGAGAUUUCAGGCAAACACUCCCGGUUAUUCCUCGAUCUACUGCUGCUGACGAAUUAAAUGCUAGCUUGAAAUCUUCAACAUUGUGGAAGUAUGUGAAAACACUUUCUCUCAACGAAAAUGUAAGAGUGUUAUUGCAAAAUGAUCCAACAGCGGCAGAAUUUUCCAAGCAAUUAUUGAAAAUUGGAAAUGGUGAACUGCCUCUUGAUAUUGAUGGUCAAAUAACAUUCCCAAAUAAUUUUUGUUCGUUAUCAGAAUCGAAUGCUGCGCUAAUACAAAGUGUGUUUCCUAAUAUUGUAAAUAAUUAUCAAAACUAUGAUUGGUUAAGUCAAAGAUGUAUAUUGGCAUGUACAAAUAAGGAUGUUAUAAGUAUCAAUGAGGAAAUUCUGAACAAAAUACCAGGUGAAAUUGUAAUUUACAAAUCUAUCGAUACCGUCACGAAUCCGGAUGAAGUCGUAAACUAUCCAACUGAAUUUUUAAAUUCAUUGGAUCUACCAGGAAUUCCACCACAUUAUUUGAAAUUAAAAGUUGGUAUUCCAAUUAUUAUGCUGAGAAAUCUUAAUCAUCCAAGAUUAUGCAAUGGCACCAGAUUGGUAGUGAAACGUUUAAUGAAAAAUCUAAUAGAAGCAACAAUUUUAACUGGUAAAUUUAAGGGCGAACAUGUUUUAAUACCACGAAUACCAAUGAUUCCAUCUGAUUUGGCUUUUGAAUUUAAGCGUUUGCAGUUGCCUGUUCGUGUCGCUUUUGGUAUGACCGUUAAUAAAUCUCAAGGCCAAACCCUUGAAAUCUGUGGUAUACAUUUGGAACAUCCAGUUUUCUCCCAUGGUCAACUUUAUGUUGGUUGUUCACGUGUUGUUCAUACUCAUCGCUUGGAAUUACGUUGCGCUUUGUGUACGCGCUUACCAAAUUGA